CGUUUGAUUGUUUUUGUUUUUCCUUCUUCCCACCUCGCUUCGUGCGGUGCUUAUCACUGCACUUUGCCUGUUUCUUCCCAACAAAAUCUUGGCCGCUGCUGCUGCUGGGUUGGCCUGGUGGCCGCGGUUCGUCCCCAGCUGGCAAAAAGGAUAACCCGAGAGAGCACUUUUUGAACUGGAGGAAGCGACUAAGGACCCGGAGAAAUCCGACUCGACUCUCUCCCGCUCUCUCUCUCUCUUGGACACGAUGUUGAUAACGACUGAUAAGGAUUCGUCGGUGCCGAGCAGAAUUCCCAACCAGCUUAGCUCGUUCACUUAAGUCGUCGGGAUCAGUCUUGAGCGGUGCCCCGGCGGAAGUGGACGUGAAUCGUCAGUCCUAAUAUUUGUGUGUGCUUGUGUGAUAAAAACCAGAAGAAGGAUUUUUACAUCCUCACGGGAAAAAUGGACGAAUUUGCGCUCUGUUGGAACAACUUUGCGGACAAUAUCGCGAGCGGGUUCCAGAGUCUGUACGACCGGGGCGACCUGGUCGAUGUGACGAUCGCGUGCGAUGGGAAGCUCCUCAAGGCGCACAAGAUCGUGCUGGCCAUUUGCAGUCCGUACUUUCAGGAGAUGUUCCUGGAAAAUCCGUGCAAACAUCCAAUCAUCGUCCUCAAGGAUGUGUCCCUAAAUGUGAUGCAAGAGCUGCUCCAGUUCAUGUACCAAGGCGAGGUCAACGUGAAACAUUCCGAGCUGCAAAGCUUCAUGAAGAUCGCCGAAACGUUGCAAAUCAAAGGCCUGACCGCCUCCCAUCGCAAUGACCGCAACUCCUCCGCAGCGGCUUCACCGGCCACUAACCUUCACCAGCCCCAGCCAGCUCACAGCAGUAACAACGGCAACAGCUUGGGACGUCCUUCAACAAGCCAGCUGGAUCCGUCCAAGCUAAACUCAUAUCUUGCCGCGGCCGCCAAAGAAAGCCUCAAACGAGCGGCCGAAUUCCCUCCCUCCUCCGAACAAUACCCAAUCCACUACCCGAAAAAGCCCCUCAAACGCUCCACUGACAGCAUCGACCAGGAGAGCAACUCCGACUGCAUGGACCAGCUCAGCUCGGACGAGGUUUUCAUCCCGACUUCCCCCCAAGUCUCGAUGAUCGAGCCGCAGGCUCCUUCAGCGGCAGGAUCAACCCCCUCCCGCCAAUUUGACCUGUCCUCGGUCAAACGAGAGCACACCAACGACUCGAGCUGCUCGCCCCAGCACCACCACAACCUCCAGCAAAGUCCAACGAAUCUGGCCACGUCGGCGGCCGCAAUGGGCGCUUCAGCCGCAGCCGCCGCCGCCAGCAUGAAGCUGGGCUUUUCCAGCACGCCAACGCACCACCACGGUCAUUCGACGGGAAUCCAUCCGAUGUUUGGGGCGUUCGAUCCGAGCGGGGCCAGUUUCAGCGGGAUCGCGAGCAGUUUGGCGUCGAUUAGCGGGGCGACGGCGGCGGCGGCAGGGAGUGGCGUGAAGCUGGACUACUCCAACUCGGAUUACUCGCAGGAUUUUGGGAAGGGUGGAGUUCCGCCCGGGCACAUGGACAUUCCGGCAGUGGCCCCCGGUGAAAAGUGGUUCCAGGGCCGGCUCCAGUUCAUGCUGAGCCAGCGCGGCAAGCCGCUGCUCGUGCACGACGGCCACUCGUUCGGCAUCCAGUACAUCCGGAAGGACAAAAAGUACUGGCAGUGCAACCUGUCGCGGAAGUACAACUGCAAGGCGCGCGUCACCACCACGGACACCGGCGACAUUAUUGUCACGAACAACGAGCACUGCCACACCGAGAUCCGGCAGCACCUGCGCAAGGACUACAAAUCGAUGAAGCAGCUGAACGCCAGUUUGGCAGCACUGCGCGCCCGCCAGGAUGCUGUCAGUUUGGCGGGGCUGGGUACGGGCGUGGCCGGCAGUGUGGAAACUUCGCUGAACAACAAUUCGCUCAAUAUUUGCAAUAAUAAUAACAAUAACAACGGGUUGGGACUGGGACAGGAGCAGGAAACGAGCCUAAACUUGUCCACGACGUCGAACUGGCAGCUCAAGAAGGAACCGACGCAGGGCAAUGAGUAGAUCAGUAGUGGUGCCAAUUUUACUCAGAGACAUUAUCUUUCAAAAUUCCACUGCUAGCUUUUUUUUACAACUUUAGCAUUUAAGAGACAUUAUUUGUUACCAAAAAGCAACUAUGAUAGGAUUAGGUACCUGAACUCAAGCUCAAAUUUUGAGCGCCGAGAGGUGAAGCUAACAUGACCAAAGCUGUACUUAGGGACGUUUUCUCUAGAGUUUUAUGUUUCAAUCUUUGUUUUGAUUUAAGAAAGGAUAAAUAUAUUACAAAAUACGCAAAGGCCAUAAUACUGUACCGGUUGUUCCUAAAUUGAGGAGAUUUUUUAUGUACGUGUUAUUCCUAACUGAUAUUCAUUCCAAUUUACCAAAAGCAAUACCAUCAAUAAACGAUAAGAAGUUAUGUUUUAAUUUAGUCAUAAUAAAAUGAACUAAGAGGACGAGAUUUUACUUGUUUAAAAAAAUCGGCAGCAGCUUUUAAUCAUGUUUCA
Molecule: messenger RNA, 2549 nt
Organism: Culex quinquefasciatus (southern house mosquito)
Lineage: Eukaryota; Metazoa; Arthropoda; Insecta; Diptera; Culicidae
Product: broad-complex core protein isoforms 1/2/3/4/5
Exons: 4
Coding region: 442-2070 (542 amino acids)
Biological process (GO): regulation of transcription by RNA polymerase II
Cellular component (GO): nucleus
Molecular function (GO): protein binding
Source: RefSeq, a predicted model, not a curated record